UCCUUGUUUACUUAAUAAGUAAUGAUUAGAUUGGGGGGGAUUCUGCUCGAAUGACUCAGUAAUUUGCAAGUGAGCACGGCUGAAUCCGAUAUAAGGAGCAGUCAGGCUGACACUCAUUCACCAAGAAAACAAAGAGAUAAUGAAUGCCCGGUGUGCCUUUGCUUUCCUCUGGUUGGCAUAUUUCUGCCAUUGCACUUUGUCCUGCCCGGCUCUUUGCAAAUGCUACUCCAGAAGAGCUGAGGUGGUCUGUAACGAGGUUCCCCUGACAGAGUACCCCUCAGAGGGUCUCCCAAAGAACACCACUAUGCUGACAAUCCAGUUCACGAACAUCACCUCCAUCUCUGAGCAGCAUCUAAGCGCUACACCCCUGCUGAAAGAGCUCCACCUGUACGGCAACCACCUGCAGCACCUUUCCUCUAAUCUUCUCAGAGGUGUUCCUCACCUCAACACUUUGGAUUUAACAGGAAACAAACUGACCGACCUGCCUGCAGAUGUCUUCAGCCACGCCCCACUACACAGCUUGGUGCUGAAGAAUAAUCUGAUUGAAAAAGCGGAAUCAGAGUGGCUUCCUGAUAACAGCAACCUCACCUGGUUAGACAUGUCUGGAAAUCAUUUAAGAAAGAUCCCAAAAGAUUUGCUGCAAAAGCUGCCACACAUUGAGAAUCUUGACCUUUCCAACAACCGUCUGGAGGCGAUCUCUGCAGAUUCUCUGGACAUGCUGACCAAACUUGAGAGGCUAAACCUGCAGAACAACAAGCUAGAAAUCCUGGAUGCAUCUCUACUUCAGAACACCCGCAACCUCACCUAUCUGUUCCUCUCUCAGAACAAGCUCAACAAAAUCCCUGAAAACCUUUUUCAGGAGCUCACUCAGCUCAAAAUCCUAAGUCUGGAUGAGAACCAGCUGAGCCACAUCCCUCCAGGUUUGCUGGAUCAGCUGAACUCCCUGGAUGAGGAGGGUCUCGACCUGUCUUCCAACCCUUGGUUGUGUGAUGGAAAGGUGGAAUACCUCUGGAGGUGGAUUCAGAAGAACAAGAAGAAGCUUUUCCUGCCUGAGAUCAUCAGAUGUGUUGGACCUCAGUCUCUGUCUGGGCGCUCAGUAAUGUCACUGACUGAAAGUGAACUAAACCUUCAGUCUUAACAUUUUCCAUCUUCAUUGUGUAGUGUGGUAAUGUACCUAAAUCAGUCUGUCACACAUUUCAAUCAAUGAAACAUUUUAUUAGUGUAAAUUGAGUUUAUAAUUAAAUGUGAAGUGAGAGAA
Molecule: messenger RNA, 1258 nt
Organism: Toxotes jaculatrix (banded archerfish)
Lineage: Eukaryota; Metazoa; Chordata; Actinopteri; Toxotidae
Product: leucine-rich alpha-2-glycoprotein
Exons: 2
Coding region: 140-1138 (332 amino acids)
Cellular component (GO): plasma membrane
Molecular function (GO): protein binding
Source: RefSeq, a predicted model, not a curated record